This is a messenger RNA of Molossus molossus (Pallas's mastiff bat), 3160 nucleotides long. It is a transcript of the gene ERMP1, whose product is annotated as endoplasmic reticulum metallopeptidase 1. The record is from RefSeq and is a predicted model, not a curated record. NCBI's taxonomy places the organism in Eukaryota, Metazoa, Chordata, Mammalia, Chiroptera, Molossidae. The transcript is spliced from 15 exons. Gene Ontology annotation, biological process: proteolysis. Gene Ontology annotation, molecular function: metalloexopeptidase activity. Bases 1 to 2715 code for a protein of 904 amino acids.
AUGGAGCGGGGUUCGGAGUCGGCGGCCGUGAGGCGGCACCGCAUCGGAGGCGAGCGCCGGGAUGGCCCAGCAGCCGCGCAGCAACCAGAGAGGGAGGUCCGGGCGCUGGAGGCCCUGGUGGACGCGUGCGGCGGCAGCGGGAGGACGCGGAAGCGGAGCGCGGCGGGUAGCGGAGGCGCGAGCGGGGCUGCGGGGACCGGGCUCUCUGAGGCGCGCGCCGCGCUGGGGCUAGCGCUCUACCUGCUCGCGCUGCGGACGCUCGUGCAGCUGUCGCUACAGCAGCUUGUGCUGCGUGGGGACACUGGGCACCACCGGGAGUUCAACGCGCGCCAAGCCAGGGAUUAUCUUGAACACAUAACAUCCAUUGGCCCCAGGACUACAGGAAGUCCAGAAAAUGAAAUUCUGACUGUGCAUUACCUUUUGGAACAGAUUAAACUGAUUGAAGUUCAAAGCAACAGCCUUCACAAGAUUUCAGUAGAUGUACAACGGCCCACAGGUUCCUUUAGCAUUGACUUUUUGGGAGGUUUUACAAGCUACUAUGAUAACAUCACCAAUGUUGUGGUAAAGCUGGAACCCAGAGAUGGAGCCCAGCAUGCUGUUCUGGCUAACUGUCAUUUUGACUCAGUGGCAAACUCACCAGGUGCCAGUGAUGAUGCAGUUAGCUGUUCAGUGAUGCUGGAAGUCCUUCACACCUUGUCAACAUCUUCAGAAGCCUUGCAUCAUGCGAUCAUAUUUCUCUUUAAUGGUGCUGAGGAAAAUGUUUUGCAGGCCAGUCAUGGUUUCAUUACUCAGCACCCCUGGGCUAACUUGAUUCGUGCAUUUAUUAACCUGGAAGCAGCAGGUGUAGGAGGGAAAGAACUUGUAUUCCAAACAGGUCCUGAAAAUCCUUGGUUGGUCCAAGCUUAUGUUUCAGCAGCUAAACACCCUUUUGCUUCUGUGGUGGCCCAGGAGGUUUUUCAGAGUGGCAUCAUUCCUUCAGAUACUGAUUUCCGUAUCUACAGGGAUUUUGGAAACAUUCCAGGAAUAGACUUGGCUUUUAUUGAGAAUGGAUACAUUUAUCAUACCAAAUAUGACACAGCGGACAGAAUUCUAACAGAUUCCAUUCAGAGAGCAGGUGACAACAUUUUAGGAGUUCUUAAAUAUCUAGCUACAUCUGAUAUGUUGGUUUCUUCUUCUAAGUAUCGACAUGGGAACAUGGUCUUCUUUGAUGUGCUUGGCCUCUUUGUCAUUGCCUACCCUUCUCGUGUUGGCUCCAUAAUUAACUACAUGGUGGUAAUGGCUGCUGUCUUUUACCUGGGCAAAAAAUUUCUGCAGCCCAAACAUAAGAUGGCUAACUACAUGAAGGACUUCUUCUGUGGACUUGGCAUCACUCUGAUAAGCUGGUUCACUAGCCUGGUGACCGUUCUCAUAAUAGCAGUGUUCGUCUCUCUGAUUGGACAGUCUUUGUCAUGGUAUAACCACUUCUAUGUCUCCGUUUGUCUUUAUGGAACUGCUGCUCUAGCCAAAAUAAUAUUCAUACAUACCCUCGCAAAACGAUUUUAUUAUGUGAAUGCCAGUGACCAGUAUCUGGGAGAAGUGUUUUUUGACAUCUCGCUGUUUGUGCAUUGUGGUUCCCUUACAGCUUUCACUUACCGAGGAUUUUGCUCUGCGUUUAUCAGUGCUGUCUGGGUGGCGUUUCCGUUGCUCACAAAGCUUUGCGUGCACAAGGACUUUAAGCGGCAUGGUGCCCGAGGAAACUUUAUUGCCUUUUACCUUCUGGGGAUGUUUAUUCCAUAUCUUUAUGCCUUGUACCUCAUCUGGGCGGUGUUUGAGAUGUUUACCCCCAUCCUUGGGAGGAGUGGUUCAGAAAUCCCACCUGAUGUUGUGCUGGCUUCCAUUCUGGCUGGUUGUACAAUGAUUCUCUCCUCUUAUUUUAUUAACUUCAUCUACCUUGCCAAAAGCACAAAGAAAACCAUGCUGACUUUAACCUUGGUAUGUACAGUUACAUUCCUGCUUGUUUGCAGUGGGACGUUUUUCCCGUACAGCUCCAACCCUGCCAGUCCGAAGCCAAAGAGAGUGUUUCUUCAGCAUAUGACAAGAACAUUUCAUGACUUGGAUGGAAAAGUAGUUAAACGGGACUCUGGAAUAUGGAUCAAUGGGUUUGAUUACACCGGAAUGUCUCACAUCACACCUCACAUUCCGGAGAUCAAUGACACCAUCCGAGCUCACUGUGAGGAGAAAGCACCCCUCUGUGGUUUCCCGUGGUACCUUCCAGUGCACUUUCUGAUCAGGAAAAACUGGUAUCUUCCUGCUCCAGAAGUUUCUCCAAGAGAACCUGUUAAUUUCAGACUUAUAUCCAAAGAACAGACACCGUGGGAUUCUAUAAAGUUGACCUUUGAAGCAUCAGGACCAAGCCAUAUGUCAUUGUAUGUUCGAACCCACAAAGGGUCAACACUUUCUCAGUGGUCUCUUGGCAAUGGUACCCCCGUCGCAAGUAAAGGAGGGGACUAUUUUGUAUUUUACUCCCAUGGACUCCAAGCCUCUGCGUGGCAGUUCUGGAUAGAAGUACAGGUCUUGGAAGAACAGCCUGAGGGAGUAGUCACUCUGGCCAUUGCUGCCCACUAUCUUUCUGGGGAAGACAAGAGAUCCUCCCAGCUGGAUGCUCUGAAGGAGAAGUUCCCAGAUUGGACAUUUCCUUCCGCCUGGGUGUGCACCUACAAUCUUUAUGUGUUUUAAUCCUGUGAAUGCUCUCUAAGUAAAUUCCCAGUGGGAUACGUCGGGUGACAUGGCUUGUCCUUAUGCUACAUGGAUAUUUGUAAUGUAAGUCAAUGAAUUUUAGUGAGCAAAUGUCCAAAGAUCUUUGUGGGCUAACACUCUUCAGGGCCAAGCACUAUAGUGGUUAUGCUGUGGGGUAACAUAGUCUUUUCAACACUUGAAAAUGUCGCUUUCUGGCACUUAAGCACAUGUGGGUACUGCCACUACACUCACGUCAUUUUAUAUGACCUAAGGACAAAAGCCAACACACCACUUCAACAUUUGUCCCCUGAGGGUUAUGAAAGACGUUGAAAGUACUACAAUACCAUUGUUAAUGACACAGAUGACAUUUCCAAUUAAAACCCAAGACCCUUUGUUGUGCGGUGGAUGGUGGGUAAAUCGUCAGUUGCUGGAGUGAGGAUUCCCC